UAAUAUCGCCGAGAAAAUGCGUCUUGUGUCAGCAGUCAUCUUAUUCAAAUCGUAAUGUUUAGGGAGGGGAGUGUGCGGAAUGCACAUUUUCGUUUGAUUGUUUUGUGUCAGUUUUGAGAAAUACCCAGCAUUAUGACAGUAUUACAAAUUUUGACUUAAUCUUUGUCAAUCACUAAAGGGCAGUGACAACUAGUCGAUAUAUUUUACUAGUUGUAUGGAAGCAAUGACAAUUUUGCCACUAUACGCACCCCUGGGGAUUUUCCGACGAGCUGUUGACGUCCGCACAUGCGGUGUUUGCUUUCUGUAGUAGAAUGUAGCUGGGCUGUUGUUGUGCGUUGGCACUGCGGAUUCAUGUGUUUCAACGAUGAGGAUUUGGAGAUUUCGCAGUGGAUCCAAACUACGAAAGUUCCUUAUUGGAUUGGUGUUGUUGACUGUAGUUUCAUGUUGGAUUUUAGUGUAUCAUGCUUCGAACGACUUGAAACCUGUGAAACGAAUCCCUGUUUUCGCAGAGGAGAAAUGCUAUCAGCCGAGAUUUGCAAGCAGUUCAGGAUCGCGAGAAUUUCAAGAAUUAGGGCACAACGCAACGCGCAAAUUGGAGAAAAGAAUCCUAGUUGCAAUUCGACAGACUUCGGUUACUUUCCGAUCAGAAAUAGCUCAUGCGUUGGAGGCGAACCGUCUAUCUCACCAAUUCGUUUACCUCGAAGUUGGCGACAAAACAUUCUUUCCAGAGUUGGCGCACGAAGGAAUCGGACGUUUUUCUGCUGUUAUAUUUGAGAGUAUCAAGUUCUACGUAUCACUGGGGAAAACAAAUAGACAACUUAUUGACCAGUACUGCCGUCAAUUUGCUAUUGGAAUUGUGUUAAUGACAGAACAAGAAAACUACGGGCCUAAUGUCCACACAUUUGAUGAAUUACACUUAGGAAUCAAGACGGGUUUAAGCGACCUCCAAAAUGUCGAACUCAAUCCUUCGGCAUGCCUUUUAAGACUCACUAGAGCGGGUGGGAUUAUUGAAAAACCUCCCAAAGUAAAAUGGAACACGUUUUUUCCUAAUCACAGCACUUAUGAAGCCGUCGAGUUCGCAAUGCAAGAGAUCACAACUACUUCAUUGCGCACGAGUAAACAAAAUCGAGCUUCAGACAAAUUCGAAAACGCUGUGUUUGAAGAGAAGGUCACAUCAACAAAACACAUCAUAGUUAUAACUGACCAAGGACAUCUCGAUGGCAUACGGCGUGUGUACUUUGGAGGUGGUCUGUCUUUUUGGCUGCACAAAUUAUUGUUUAUUGACGCCCUGGCUUUUCUGUCAAGAGGACAAUUUGCUCACUCACUCGAGCGACGAAUUUUAGUCGAUAUUGAUGACAUAUUCGUUGGCAAAACAGGCGCUCGUAUGACGAAAGAAGAUGUGCAGGCGUUGAUCUCUGUACAAAAGAAAAUCCGUGAGAGAGUACCAGGCUUUCACUUCAACCUUGGUUUCUCUGGAGGCCAUUUCUUGGCAGGGAAUGACAAAGAAGAUGAGGGUGAUCGAGACCUGGUCAAGAAUGCUGACAAGUUCUGGUGGUUCAGUCACAUGUGGCUUCAUCAACAGCCGCAUAACAGGAAGACUUUGGAAUUGAUGGUGGACGAUCUCAAGAAGAACUUAGACUUUGCAAAGGAACAUAACAUUCCAGUAAAUACUAGUUAUGCCGUUGCUCCUCACCAUUCUGGGGUUUACCCACCUCACGACAUUCUCUAUGAGGCCUGGAAGAAAGUUUACAACUUGAGAGUGACGUCAACAGAGGAGUACCCUCAUUUGUACCCUGCCAGGUUUCGUAGAGGCUUUGUGUACAAGAAUAUCAAGGUUCUUCCUCGUCAAACAUGUGGUCUUUAUACUCACACUCUGUACCUCAAAGAGUAUCCUAAAGGAGAGAAGUGGUUACAAGACACCAUCCACGGGGGUCAGCUUUUCCAAGUUGUUGUUGACAAUCCUAUCUCCAUCUUUAUGACACACCUCUCAAACUAUGGCUCUGAUCGCUUAGCGUUACUUGUGUUUGACAGCUUGAUCAAGUACCUUCAGUGCUGGACCAAUCUGAAAUUGAGCACUGAGCACCCUACAGCCCUCGCUGAGAGGUACUUUGCAAUGUUCCCAGGCGACAUAGAACCGGUUUGGCAGAAUCCUUGUUUGGAUCCACGACACAAGGAAAUCUGGUCAUUGGGAAAGAACUGCAAUAAGCUGCCAUCAUUUCUUGUAGUUGGUCCUCAAAAGACAGGUACAACGGCUUUGUACACAUUCUUGAAGAUGCAUCCAGAUAUCAUGAGCAAUGAACAGAGUGUUAGCACCUAUGAAGAGGUCCAGUUCUUCAAUGGGCACAAUUACAUCAGGGGUUUGGACUGGUACAUGGAUUUCUUUCCUGAUGUGAGUAACUACAGCGACAUGGUCUUGUUUGAGAAGAGUGCUAACUACUUUGACGCCAGAAAGACGCCGAUGAGAGCUCAUGCUCUGCUGCCAGAAGCCAAAAUCAUCACAAUCUUGUUAAACCCGAUGAAGAGAGCGUAUUCGUGGUAUCAGCAUAUGAAGAGUCAUGGUGUUCCUGCUGCCCUGAACCCAUUCUACAAAGUUUUGACAAGUGCCAACUCCCCAGAAGAUAAAGAUAUUAAAGGCCUUGGCCAGCGAUGUUUGUUACCUGGAUUAUAUGCACAACAUUUGGAGAGAUGGUUGAUGUAUUACCCUUCCUCCAAGAUUCUUAUUCUUGACGGUGAGAAGCUGAGGACAGAUCCCGCUGCAGUGAUGCUGGAGGUGCAGAAAUUCCUUGGUGUCAAUGUUUAUGACUAUAACAAGAGAUUAAGAUUUGACAAGCGCAAAGGAUUUUAUUGUCAAGUCACAUCUCAAGGUGGUACCCAGUGCCUUGGCAAGGGCAAAGGGCGGCAUUACACACCCAUGGAUAAAAAGUCUCAAAAAUUCUUGGAAGACUACUACAAGGAACCAAACAAAAAUCUUGUGGAUUUACUGCAACAGUUAAAUAAGCCUUUACCAGACUGGCUUAAGCUGAGUAGAUGAUCAAUGUAGGAAAUUAAUAUGAAAGACAUGUGUUGUGUCAUGUAAGCAGAAAAUGCAAAAAUUAAUUCAAGAUAUAACAUUUCAAUGUUUUCUGACCUAUUUUUCAAGUCAAGAGAAGUGUAAAAGCAAAACCAAACUCUAAACUGAAUUCUUCAAACAAGAAAUUUUAAUACAUAAUUUUAUUUAUAACAUGAUUAUCUGCAGGUAUCAACCACCCAAAUUCCCUUAUACCAAAAAUAUGCAAUUUCAGUGUCAAAUAUUAUAUCAUUUAACAGUGUUCAGAGUCCGGUUGAAUGUCACUGAAAUAUCUGCUAAUGUCUUGGACAUUUCACAAUUUAUCUUUCUUGCUUUGCUCUUGCCCAGGGGGGAGGGGACUCCCCUAUAACAGGGACGGGGGCGUUCAUGAGUCAGAAAUUUUGAAAAGACCCCCUAAGAGGUAUCAAGACUCUGUUUUGUGGGCGUGGCUUGAAAUGUUUUUCACCCCUAAGAGGUACCAAUUCUAAAACAACAUAUUACCUGUCAUUUUUGUGGCUCAAUACUGUAAAAGGUACUGCAAAAGCUCCAGUUGUGGACCUUUUGAGGCUGAAUACCCCAAGAGGUACCAAAACUACUUUUUUUACCUCUAAAAUGUACGACAAGCACCCCAUCCUUUUUAUGUGUAAGUCUCCCCUGGGCUCUUGCUCUGGACUUGAAUGUAAAGUUGUAAAGUUGGCAUUCGAAUAUUUUCUUGCUUUAAUUUUUGUAUUAUCUUUACACUUUAAUGAAUAUUAUAAUGAUUAGGUUUACAAUAUAUUACAGACAACGAUUUUCUAUUGUAUAGGGUUUUUGUCCAAGGAAAAUAGUGUAUAGAGUUCAAUAAUAAUUGUAUUGUAUAUUAUAUUAAACUUAUUGUAAUUCUAUUAUAUAUGCAUGCAUAUGAAUAUUGUUAGAUAUCUUAUCACGUUUAGACAGUUGUUCAUCUUACUCCGAUAAUGAAAGGUUUCUUACACUGACAACGUGUUCCUGACUUCAAAAACAAUGUUUUAUUUUUGUUUCAUUCCCUUUUUCAAGACAUCUUACAGGCAAGUUAUUUUUUAAAAUUUAUUUAUUGCAUGACCCAUGUAUUGCAUGAACAAUUAUUACAGAGAGUACCUCUAUAUUUGAGAAGUUUAAUGUUUUGUGACAAUUAUUAUGGUAACUAUUUUACAGCAUUUCAUUGUUAAUCUACAGCGGGCUAAUGGGAAAAAGAUGAGCCAAUUACAUGGAAAACUGACGAGUAAAAUAAAACCGUUUUAUUAUAAGACUGAAAAAAGUACUUCAUUGUGAUUUGCUGGGAGCAGGCCAAUUUAUUGUUAAUUCUUAAUUUGCACUGCAGUCCAAAUUAAUGUGCAUGUGUUCACAAUGUUCUCUUUCAUAUAAUAAAUGAGUAAUCUUAUGAAAGCUUGAGCAAUUAAGGAUUUGAAAAUUUCUUUCAAAUAUCACUUGUA
This is a messenger RNA of Orbicella faveolata, 4497 nucleotides long. RefSeq names its product bifunctional heparan sulfate N-deacetylase/N-sulfotransferase-like. Lineage: Eukaryota; Metazoa; Cnidaria; Anthozoa; Scleractinia; Merulinidae. Gene Ontology annotation, molecular function: deacetylase activity; hydrolase activity; heparan sulfate N-sulfotransferase activity. Gene Ontology annotation, cellular component: Golgi apparatus. The record is from RefSeq and is a predicted model, not a curated record.